AUGGCCAGGUGCCACUUCAAUUCUGAUCAGGCGGAGGAUCCUCCUCAGAUGGCUGAUCAGAAUGAGGUGCUAUUCCAGACAUCCCUGACGCAAGAUUAUGCUCAGGCUGAAGGAGAUCCAGCAGAAGCAGCUGAGGAGGUUCCAGAUCAGCAGCAGGAGGAGAGAGAACAUGAAGAUAUGAUGGCAGAGGAAGAGGCAGCCCCUCUUCCAGUAGUGGCCAUGGACCAGGAAGAGGAGGAGGUGGGAGUUGAGGUGGCAUCCUUGGAGGAGCAUGGCCAGGCACGCCAACGACAUGCAGGUUUGUAUUGA
Molecule: messenger RNA, 309 nt
Organism: Durusdinium trenchii
Lineage: Eukaryota; Dinophyceae; Suessiales; Symbiodiniaceae
Source: the annotation of a GenBank genome assembly